This is a messenger RNA of Hordeum vulgare subsp. vulgare (domesticated barley), 1312 nucleotides long. Its product is annotated as 40S ribosomal protein SA-like. Bases 173 to 1102 code for a protein of 309 amino acids. NCBI's taxonomy places the organism in Eukaryota, Viridiplantae, Streptophyta, Magnoliopsida, Poales, Poaceae. Gene Ontology annotation, cellular component: cytosolic small ribosomal subunit; ribosome; 90S preribosome. Gene Ontology annotation, molecular function: structural constituent of ribosome. The record is from RefSeq and is a predicted model, not a curated record. The transcript is spliced from 5 exons. Gene Ontology annotation, biological process: cytoplasmic translation; ribosomal small subunit assembly.
CCCAAGGAGCACUGUCAUCCGAUCCCACUACAAAAGCCGACUAGGGUUUAUAGGCGCCCCAGAUAAGAGCCCUCUCCCCCUCCCUUCCUCCCUGCUCGCGCCGCCGCUCCCACCCCUCCCGUCCCUCCUCUCCUUCCCGGCGCCACCCAGACGCUCGAGUCCCCGACCAACCAUGGCGGCAGCGGCCGGAGAAGCCCCGCGGGCGCUGUCCCAGAAGGAGCAGGACGUACAGAUGAUGCUCGCCGCCGACGUCCACCUCGGCACCAAGAACUGCGACUUCCAGAUGGAGCGCUACGCCUACAAGCGCCGCUCCGACGGCAUCUACAUCAUCAACCUGGGCAAGACAUGGGAGAAGCUCCAGCUCGCUGCGAGGGUCAUCGUCGCCAUCGAGAACCCGCAGGACAUCAUCGUCCAGUCCGCCCGCCCCUACGGCCAGCGCGCCGUCCUCAAGUUCGCGCAGCACACCGGCGCCAACGCCAUCGCCGGGAGGCACACCCCUGGUACCUUCACCAACCAGAUGCAGACCUCCUUCAGCGAGCCCCGCCUGCUCAUCCUCACCGACCCAAGGACUGACCACCAGCCCAUCAAGGAGUCUGCUCUGGGGAACAUCCCUACCAUUGCCUUCUGUGACACCGACUCUCCCAUGCGAUAUGUCGAUAUUGGCAUCCCAGCAAACAACAAGGGGAGGAACAGCAUUGGCUGCCUCUACUGGCUCUUGGCCAGGAUGGUUCUGCAGAUGAGGGGCACCAUCCUGCCUGGGCACAAGUGGGAUGUCAUGGUUGAUCUGUUCUUCUACAGGGACCCUGAGGAAGCCAAGGAGCAGGAGGAUGAAGCUGCUGGAGCCCCAGAGUAUACUGCAAUCACUGAUUAUGCCGCAGCAGCUGGCCAAUGGGGUGGUGACCAGUGGACCGCUGAUGCACCUGCUCCCCCACCUGUUACUGGUGGCGAGUGGCCGAUGGCCGAAGCUCCAGUUGCUGGUGGUGAUGGUGGAUGGGAUGCAGCAGGGGCACCUGUUGCUGUGGAAGGUGGCGUCGCUCCUCCUGUUGCGGCUGCUACUGGCUGGGAGGCUGGCGUGCAACCCGCUGCUCAAGGCUGGGAGUAGACUAGGAUGGCACCUUGAGAUGUCUUUGCGGCUCAAAGUUCAUAUUUUGUGAGGCAUGAAUGAAUAUCUGAUAUCGAUGCAGUCUGCUAUAUCUACCCUAUGGACAAAAACUUGUGUUUUAGGAUUUUCUAGAUGAACUUGUUAUCUCUGUUAUCGACAUUGGGAUGAGGGAGAGGGAGACUGAAAGUUGUGUUAUAAGUUGGCUUUCAA